Messenger RNA from Solea senegalensis (Senegalese sole), 3233 nucleotides. It is a transcript of the gene zbtb20, whose product is annotated as zinc finger and BTB domain containing 20. Gene Ontology annotation, biological process: regulation of cytokine production; negative regulation of transcription by RNA polymerase II; regulation of immune system process. The record is from RefSeq and is a predicted model, not a curated record. Gene Ontology annotation, molecular function: protein binding. Lineage: Eukaryota; Metazoa; Chordata; Actinopteri; Pleuronectiformes; Soleidae. Bases 556 to 2574 code for a protein of 672 amino acids. The transcript is spliced from 4 exons.
CCUGGGCUGAUUAGAAUUCACUGCAGGUAGGCACUGGCUGCUGCUCACCCACUGUGUCACGGCUAAAAUGGAAUCACUGUUGUGAGUGGCAGUCUGGGCAACUGAAGCCUGCUUCCCCUGGCCUGCUCCUUUGUUGCCAGCAUUCACCUCACUUUACCCCUUAGGCAGGUGGAUUUACAUGUCUGGAUUGGCAAAGGAAGGCGGAGAGGGAACAUACAUGUUUGCAUUGUCUAACAGUAACCUCAAUAAAGGCCAAAGGCAUCAGAAUACAGUUAGAGGCAAGGGAAAGAAAAGAAGAAGAAGAAGAAGAAGAAGAAGAAGAAGACAUUAAUUCCACAUUACAGAUUCCAACUGCCAUUAAAACACCAAGAACAGUUACAUCUUGCAGAACAACACAGCAUUUGGACUGAGAGGACUGACAGCCUUGCCUAUAGCACCCGGCCUCUGAUCAGCCAUCUCCACCAGCAAACUGAAGCUUGACCCGCACUUCAUCACCAGCCACACAAGCAUCUUCGUAACAGAACGUCAUCUGACUGUGACAUCAGUUGCAAGGGGAUGACCGAGCGCAUUCAUAACAUCAAUCUCCACAACUUCAGCAACUCUGUACUCGAGACCCUCAAUGAGCAGCGCAACCGUGGGCACUUCUGUGACGUGACUGUUCGGAUCCAUGGAAGUAUGCUGCGAGCUCACCGGUGCGUGCUGGCUGCUGGAAGCCCCUUCUUUCAGGACAAGCUGCUCUUGGGCUACAGCGACAUUGAGAUCCCGUCUGUGGUCUCAGUGCAAUCCAUCCAAAAGCUGAUUGACUUUAUGUACAGUGGGAUUCUACGGGUAUCUCAAUCAGAAGCCCUGCAGAUCCUUACUGCUGCCAGCAUCCUUCAGAUCAAGACCGUCAUUGAUGAGUGCACCCGUAUCGUGUCCCAGAAUGUGGGCCUGCCUGGGCCGGGAGGGUUUCCUGUUAUACCAGGAGACUCUGGUCAGGAAACACCCCGUGGCACACCAGAGUCUGGCACCUCUGGGCCCAGCAGUGACGCAGAGUCAGGUUAUAUGCAAGCAACAUCACAGCAAAGCAUGGAUCGUGCAUACACAUCACUGUACACCUACCCUGGCCUCUCUCUGCAGAACGGCACCCGCGAGCGCCCCCUUUACAUUAACCCUCUGUCAACAAACUACGAUUCAUCUCUCAGCACUCAGAAGGACCAGCAGUCUCAAGAUCCGCCCUGGAUAAACCGCAUCCAGCAGGUCGAUCGCUUCAUCUCCACAGCAGAGUCCACUCACUGCCGCAAGCAAACCCGACCGGUACGCAUACAAACAGGAGAGAUGCACAUAAAGCAGGAGGCUGAAGACGAGUACACCUGCUACGAUAAUUUGGGGGACUGCCAAGACGACACUGACCACACUGAGGGUGUAGAGAGUGAAUCCAAGGUUGAAAGUUUUGACUCAGGAGUGAGCUCCUCCAUCAGUACUGAGCCAGACGCAAUGGAGCAGCAGCCGUACCAGACGAGCUUUGGGAGUGGUGAAGGACACCAAGGUGAAGGAGCUCCAGUGCAGAUAGAGGUCAACGACUCGUCCCCGGAGCAAGUGCAAGAAAUAGAGGACGGGGAAACAUCCCACAGCACUAGUGACAGUAGCAUGAUACAGCCCCUGUCCAACUCAGUCAUGUCCCAGUCCCUGCCAAGUGCCCCGCACUACAUGCGCCAGACAGACACACACACCAGCAAUCUGAGGAUGCCGAUCACCGUGACCAGCAAUUCCCAAGUGAUAGGCGCUGCUGGAAGCACCUUCCUUCCCACACUCUUUCCUACACAGCCGGCUAGAGACACACCUUUCCGUUACCUUUCUGCCCAGCAGCAACAGUUUGUGCCAGUGCCGCCUCCUGCAUUGCCAUCAUUCCCAAACCCAAUGUCGGUACCGCAAGGUCAACAGCAACAGGCUGGAGUAGGAAUUGGUCAGGGGGAAAAGAAGCCCUAUGAAUGCACUCUCUGCAGUAAAACCUUUACUGCAAAACAGAACUACGUCAAACACAUGUUUGUUCAUACCGGUGAGAAGCCUCAUCAGUGCAGCAUCUGCUGGCGCUCAUUCUCCCUGAAGGAUUACUUAAUCAAACACAUGGUGACACACACGGGGGUGCGGGCCUACCAGUGCAGCAUCUGCAACAAGCGUUUCACCCAGAAGAGCUCUCUCAAUGUCCACAUGCGGCUGCACCGUGGAGAGAAAUCCUAUGAAUGCUACAUCUGCAAGAAGAAGUUCUCACACAAGACCCUGCUGGAGAGGCACAUGGCCCUGCACAGCACAGGCAGCGCCAUCACGGGGCUGUCGGUGAGCGCAACCACCCCUGGCCCCGUCUCCAUUCCCAUGCCCAUGGCUGUCCCCGAGCCUGGGGCUGGAGUGGUGGCACUCGCCAUGCCAGUGAGUGGAGGUGCUGGAGUAGGGGCUGGGGUUGGAACAGGAGUGGGUGUAGCUGCAGAAGCGAGCUGCCAAGAAGGGACCACCUACGUGUGCUCCGUCUGCCCUGCCAAGUUCGACCAAAUGGAGCACUUCAAUGACCACAUGCGAAUGCAUGUCUCCGAUGGAUAAGUACAAAUAGAUAAACUUCUUUCAAAAAGAAUGACAAACAAAAUGGCACUAGAUUUUCCUUUUCUUAUUUUGAGGUAUGAAGAGUAAUGAGUAUAGACACUGGCACAUUAAGUUUCCCAAAAAAAAAAAAAAAAAAUUUUUUUUUUUUUUUCUGUUAUUCUAAAAGAAAAAAAAGAUGGUGGCCUUAAGGCUUAGUAGUUUGAUAUUGAUCUACUGGAUGGAUCCUAACUACAGGCCUCUAAAUGUAUGCUUUCCUAAAAAUACUGAUUUAUGUGUUGAACACUACCGAAAGGCCUACGAAAGAAACACAUACACACAAACACACCUGUAGUGUAGACAUGUCUGAGUGCAUAUACAUGUGCAUUUAUGUCGGAGCGUUUGUCUAUUCCCAUGUAUCUGUCUGCGUGUGCAUGCGCGCGUGUGUGUGUGUGUGUGUGUGUGUGUGUGUGUGUGCAUUGCCAUGAAACCUAAAUCAUGGCACUUAUAAAACCAUGCUGACCAGUUUGGAACCUAAAGAUGUCCAAGCUUACUGUGGUAUAAUUUACAACGACAAUAACAAAAAAAAAAAAUAUCAUCUGGGGUUGGGCUAAAUAUUCCCUCUAAGAAUACCGAUGGUCACAAGAUUGCCUUCUUAUGUAAAAUAAAAAAAAAUGAGAAUA